AUGCGGCAUGGCGUGGAUACAGUGAGCACAUAACGAUCGAGUGGAAAUAUAGUCACAGCAAAGGCGAAUCGCAGCUCUAUAAUGUGUGCACAGUUGAGUGGAUCGGCGGUGGUGCAGGUGGUUGUGCUAUUGGUGGUGCUAGUGAUGAUAUCGGCACCACCGGCCAGUGAAAGUGCCAAGCUCCCGGAACGCCGAUAUCCCGCUGGAGUGGAUUUCUUCGAGCACGAGUUCACCAGCGUCACGGAAGAUGAAUACGAUCCUUAUGGACCCGACAUUGGUGACGACGACUUGGGAAUUGACGAUCCGGAAACAAUGCCCCGACUAUUUCAAGGAGAUAUUGCCAUUGAUCCAUACACCUAUAUCACCCUCCGACUGGGUGUUAAUCCAAUGAGACAUCCAAAACGACUUUGGCCCAACGGCACUAUUCCCUUCGAGAUAAGCCCUCGAUACGCAAAUCCAGAAAGGCAGGCUAUAGUUCAAGCCGUGAAAACCUUCAAUUCCCUAACUUGCGUGCAUUUUGUGCCCUACGAUGGGGAAGUGGAUGACUACCUGUUGAUCGAACCGCCCUUAGAAGGGCCCCAAGGAUGUUGGUCCUAUGUGGGCCGAAGGGGAGGAGAACAAGUGGUGUCCCUCCAACGACCCGAUGAAAACAGUGCCCAUUGCUUCAGCAGCGAGGGAAGAAUAAUGCACGAACUAAUGCACGCUAUAGGCAUAUAUCACGAACAAUCCCGAGCUGAUCGCGACAACUUUGUCAAGAUCCACUGGGACAAUAUCGUCCCUCGAUUCAAAAAGAACUUCAAACUGGUCUCAAAGAAAAAGGGGAAGUACGCCUUCGACUACGAUUACAACUCAGUGAUGCACUACGGGGAAUUUUACUUCAGUAAGCGAAAGGGUGAAAAGCCCACUAUGACCCCCCUGCAACCUGGAGUUAGGAUCGGACAACGAAAGACCAUCAGCAAGAUCGACUGCCUCAAAAUCAACGAGCUUUACGGCUGCUUGCAGGGCCGAAGGGCAAAAAUGUAUCGCAGCUUUUGCCAUCUACUUGGGCUAUAA
Drosophila subpulchrella is the source of this 1053-nucleotide messenger RNA. RefSeq names its product low choriolytic enzyme. Lineage: Eukaryota; Metazoa; Arthropoda; Insecta; Diptera; Drosophilidae. Gene Ontology annotation, biological process: proteolysis. The record is from RefSeq and is a predicted model, not a curated record. Gene Ontology annotation, molecular function: zinc ion binding; metalloendopeptidase activity. The transcript is spliced from 3 exons.